Molecule: messenger RNA, 4239 nt
Organism: Exaiptasia diaphana
Lineage: Eukaryota; Metazoa; Cnidaria; Anthozoa; Actiniaria; Aiptasiidae
Product: adenylate cyclase type 9
Exons: 2
Coding region: 271-3744 (1157 amino acids)
Biological process (GO): intracellular signal transduction; cyclic nucleotide biosynthetic process; adenylate cyclase-activating G protein-coupled receptor signaling pathway
Molecular function (GO): adenylate cyclase activity
Source: RefSeq, a predicted model, not a curated record
AGACAAGCGAAGUAUCCAUGAACUAUCGCUCUGCCAUUCAAUGGGUUCAACCAAAUAACAUGGAAUAGAUUUGUCGGUAUCUUGCCAUUAACUAUGCAUCUAAGUGAAGAGAACUCAGAACUUGGUCAUUAGAAGAAUGUCUGCUAAUUUCGCUCUUUUAGAAAGCGAAAUUUUGUAAGUGGGCUGCUCAUUUUACAUCGAGCAGGAUUCAAGGAAGCAUAAUUCAAGUUCUUGUUUUCUAUUAGCAUAAGAAACACCUCUUUCGCCGAUAUGCCAAGUUCACAGAGAAGCUCGAGAGCUCCCAGCGUUGACCCAGAGUCAAUCAGUAUGGAAAUGAGGCCUCCCUCUCUGAUAAAGAAAGAAAGAUCGUUUUCUCAAGUUGACACUCGUCUGAAGAAAGGUUGUGUUCCCUUAUUCUUCGAACGCGCCUCUUCAAAUUGGUGGAAUCCACGAUUCGACUCUGAUAUAUUGGAAAAACAAUUUCAGAAAUUCACUUUUAGAAACAACAAACGACGAUUAAUUCGAGCAUUAACUUAUAUUCUUGUUGCCGUAGUGACUUGGGCGAUAUUUUUUGGAGCUUGUCACGAAGAUUACACACAUUGGUGGAAAAUACUUGUUGGUGACUUGGUCUUUGGUCUGUUGAUGGUCUCCAUCCUACUCUUUACCAACUUCAGUAAGUCUUACAGGAAAUAUGCAGCCAAGGUGUCGUUUUUUGCAGCCAUUUGUUUAUUAGCAGUUUCUCUCGCGACUCUGAGCUUCACUUCGGAGUUUUCAAACACGGCUCGUUUUUGCGUUUGCACAUGUUUCAUCAUGGUGAUAUACACCUUUUUUCACACGUUACGUCUAUACGUGUGUAUUUUUAUCACUGUCAUCUUUUCCAUGGCUCACGAAAUUUUGUUCAGGGAGCUUUCGAAAGAUCCACAUCGAUUGAAAGCGCGUUGGGAAGAAAUAGCCGGAAUUAUUCUACUUCACGCGUGUAUUCAUCUUGUUGGAUGUUCAAUAUUCUUCAUGGCUCAGGUUAGAGAAAGAAGCACUUUUUGGAAAGUGGGUCAGAGUGUUGUUGCACGUCGCGAUCUAGAGAUUGAAAAACAGGUGAAAGAAAGAAUGAUUCGCUCGGUUAUGCCCAAAGAAGUCGCCGAUAACUUGCUGAGUGUCGACGACGAAGAUGAAAAUAUGAAUCGGAAUGGGAAAGAGUCUGGAAAUGGGGGAAGAAAAAAGAAGAAAGCUAAGCUAGUAUUUCGUCCUUUCACAAUGCAUCGAAUGGAAAACGUGAGUAUUCUCUUUGCAGAUAUAGUUGGAUUUACAAAAAUGUCAUCAAAUAAGUCAGCCGAUCAGUUAGUGCGGUUGCUGAACGAUCUGUUUGGACGGUUUGAUCAAUUGACAGAGAUAAAUAACUGUGAAAAAAUUAGCACCUUGGGAGAUUGCUAUUACUGCGUUGCUGGUUGCCCUAAUCCCACCAAACAUCAUGCCAUAUACUGUGUAGAAAUGGGCCUUGACAUGCUUGAGCAAAUCAAAGAAUUUGAUAAAGACACUAAUAAUGAUGUUGAUAUGAGAGUGGGUGUACACACUGGGACAGUAUUGUGUGGUAUUGUCGGUACAAAACGUUUUAAGUUCGAUGUUUGGUCAAAUGAUGUUACUCUAGCCAAUCGCAUGGAGACUGCAGGACUUCCUGGUAAGGUUCACAUUACAGCUGAUACCCUGAGCUUUCUGAAUGAUCAGUAUAUCACUGAAGAUGGACAUGGUGAGGAUAGACAUCCAGGACUCAAGGGUAUUACCACAUACUUUAUCAAAGGACGUAAAAAUGGAAUGCAGAAACCUCAGUUUGAAGCAUCUACCAAGGCAGCUUCCCUUGGUGCUAGUACUAGCAGCAGCAGCAAUACACCCGGAAGUCCAAAACCUAAAAAACAUGUCAAAAUAUCUGAAGAUGUAUCUACUUCUGAACGCAACUUCAGUUCUAAUUCCAAUCUCUCAAAUCAGGAAGAAUCGGUGUUUGAAAACGGACCUCGCAAGGGAAAUUUGAAGAUGCGUGAUGAUAAGAUAGAACUAGAUUUCCUGAAUUCUGAUCCAGGAAAGAUUGAUGAAGAAGAAGAGAGCCGGCAUAAGAUGGUUGGCAAAGCUAUUGAAAGAGGAACAUCACAGCAACAAAUCCUUGGCAUUUCAUUCCCAGAAGCCCUGACAAGAGAUACCUUAAGGACAUCAAAUGACAGGCAGCUUGUUGAUUUAAUGAGUGAAAAAGGCAUUGGCGAUGAGUACUACCAUGCUGACUUUAACAGCCUAACACUGCAGUUCAAAAAUAAGAAAUUUGAAAGGCAAUACCAGAAUGAAGGACAAGACUGCACCUUGUUGAAUCCUUCAGUUACCACAUUUGCUUCACCAAAGGUGAAUUUUUUUACUGAUGUAUUGCUAUCAAACAUUGUUUACAUCAUUAUCAGCAUCUUGAGUUUUGUCCUAUUCAAACCGAUUCCACUAAGCAAAAUAAUACUGUUUCCUCUGGCACUGCUAGUUGAGGUCACAUUAUUUGUCUUGAAUUAUGCAAGAGCUUUUCCUCACAAAUUUCCUCAGUGGUUUCAUCCAUUGGUUCUUCACACCUCCGGCUGGUUUCCAAGUCAUCUUUUUGGAGCAAUAUUAAUGUGUUUACCAUUGGCUUCAGUGUUCUCUAAUUUCAUGGACUGUCAGAAAGUGGAAGACUCAAAUACUAGACAUUUCUUUACAUACAUUGUUGCUGUUGCAUUAUUACACUUCUGCAAUUUUACUCAGCUGACAUCAUGGAUGAAGACAGGUCUAGCAUUAGUAUUCAGUAUUAUAUAUGUAAUUCUUUUACAGUAUGAGGACUUCUGCACCUAUGAUUCGUCUUCUGGUACUGAAACUCAUCAUACRAAAAUGGCCAGGGAAGUAACAGUUGCAGUUAUUCUAUUGUGGUUCUUGGUAGCCCUUCUGAAUCAUCAGUUGGAAAUAGGAGUCAGGCGUAACUUCAGUGGUGAUGCCCAAGCUGCAAAAGAUAAACAAAAUUCGCAGACUCAUAAAGAACAAGUGGAUUUGCUUCUUUUUAGUCUCUUCCCAAAGCAUGUCUCUGAUGCACUCAAAGUUUCGGAUCACUAUUCAAGAAAUUAUGAUGAGGUGGGAGUAAUGUUUGCUUCUAUUGUUAACUUUGCUGAUUUUUACGAAGAAAACUUUGAAGGAGGAAAAGAAUGUAUUCGUGUACUCAAUGAACUUGUGGGAGAUUUUGAUGAGCUUUUGGAYAGUAUUGAAUUUUAUGAAGUAGAAAAAAUCAAGACAGUCAAUGGAUCAACCUUCAUGGCUGGUUCAGGACUUAAUACUGAGGGCCAAGUAAACAUAAAUGCACAUCCCAACGAACAUUUAAAGCAGCUUGUUGAAUUUGGACUUGAAAUGAUGAAUGUUGUGCAUAAAUUUAAUGAACACAUGCUUGGAUUUCAAUUCAUAUUACGGAUAGGAUACAAUGCAGGCCCUGUAACAGCUGGUGUUAUUGGCACAACCAAACUUCUGUAUGACAUAUGGGGCGAUACAGUUAACCUUGCAAGCCGAAUGGACUCUACUGGAGUUGCCUUCAGAAUCCAAGUCAGUGAAGCCACCAAGGACAAACUCAGUGACUUCUUCACCUUCUCUUUUCGAGGCACCAUACCAGUAAAAGGGAAAGGCUAUGUCACUACAUAUCUCUUAGAGGGAAGAAUUGAGGAAAGCAAGUCAAGUCAGUCAAAUCCAUCAAUUCACUCAGCUUCAAGCUAAACAAGACAUUGCACAAUUAACAUAAUGCAGUUUAAUCUCAAAGAUAAGUCAAUAGAAUGCAUUCAAUGUAUCCUUGAAAUGGCUUGCAGGCUAAAUUAGGCAAAUUACGUGUUGUAUUAAAUCUUGUAAUGUUUAAUUAUAGUGUAGUUUUCUUGGAUUUGCUAAUGUUUCACAGAUAUAAUAAAUGCAUUCUCACUGCAAGGUCAUCACAAUAAAUAGUGACAUUUUAAAUUAAAUAGUUGCAUGAGAACCUAAGUUAGCAAUAUCAUAUUACAAUCAAAAUGAAUUAAAUUUUAAAAUAAACAAUGCUUUGGGCACUAAAUUAACAUUGUGUUACAUGUAACUAGUUGAAAUUUUGCAUAAUCUUCAUUUUGAAAUGCAUGAAAACCUGUUCUUGUAAUGCUGAAAUGUAGUCUGCAGCUUUUAGUCCCUAUUUUGGGAGACUGUUGUUAGACUGAAAAUGCUGUUUAUUAAAUGUAAAAUGUCUAAUUUCUA